AUGUCGUCGAGCUCGUCGGGGUCUUACUCGCUUUCCAAUAUAAACCCCAAGCUCUUGCGCCGAAUCUAUCGGGCUUGUCGUCCAACUUUGCUGGAACCUAACUUGGCAUUGAACUUGGAGAUCUGUGACUAUGUCAACGCCAAACAGGGCUCUGUGCCACGUGAAGCGGCCAUUUGUGUGGCCAAAUUGAUCAAUCAGCGGGACCCUCAGACAGCCAAGUUGGCUCUCCAUUUAUUGGACAAUUUAGUCAAGAACUGUGGGUACCCAUUCCACUUGCAGAUCUCAAGAAAGGAAUUUCUUAAUGAAUUGGUUAAGAAGUUUCCAGAGAGACCCACCUUGCGUUAUAACAGUGUUCAGAGGAUGGUUUUGGCGCAGAUCGAGGAAUGGUACCAGACCAUCUGUAAGACCUCUAAGUAUAAGGAGGACUUCGGCUAUAUUAGAGACAUGCACCGUUUGCUCUUGAACAAGGGCUACAUCUUCCCUGAGGUCAAGGUGGAAGAUGCUGCGGUAUUAAAUCCUUCCGACAACUUGAAGUCAUUGGAGGACAUUCAGAAGGAAGAGGCAAUCGUGCACUCGGCCAAAUUGCAAGAAUUGAUUCGUAGAGGAAAGCCUCAAGACUUACAAGAAGCAAACAAGUUGAUGAAGAUCAUGGCUGGAUUUAAGGACACUUCGCAGGAAAACAAGAAGCAAGUGACUGAUGAUGUGGCCAGAUUGAAGAGAAAGACCGAGAUCUUUGCCGAGAUGUUGAACACCAUCCAGGGGAAUGGUCAGACUAUUGAUGAGUCUAACGAGACACUCUUCGAGUUAUACGGCUCCAUCAAGAGCUCCCAGCCAAUCGUCACCAAGAUCAUCGAAGAGGAGAACGACAACGAAGAGUAUGUUCAGGACUUGUUGGCUUUGAACGACACCAUCAACCAAUUGGUUGAGAAAUUCCAACUCUUGAAGAAUGGCGAUGUAGACCAGGCUGCUAACAUCAAGGUUAGCGGUGGUACUCAGGGAGCAUCUGCUGCCAAGGAGCUCAAUUUGAUUGAUUUUGACGACGAGCCUUUGGGCUCCUCUGACCCUACGGGUAAGGACCAGCAGGGUUAUGACGACUUGCUUAGUGACUUAUCGAAUCUAGCGUUCACGAACGGUGCAUCUGGCAGCACUAAUAAUAAAGUGAACCCUCUAGACUUUUUCGGGGCCGGAGGAUCUAUUGCGCUCGGAGGCUCUACUACGCCGCAGCUGGGCGCCUCUAUUCAACAGCCAACACCUUCCACCCAAAGAGCACCAGCCACGGCCAGCAAUUUCGACUUCUUGUCUGACUUAAACUCGCCUUCGCCACAGCUCCAGUCUAACACUACUCAGAGCACCCAAAGCUUGCAAAACUCGCAGAACUCGCUGUUAGAUCCAUUUGGCUUCAACUUCCCUUCGUCUACUCCUUCUCAGGUGCAACUGUCGUCUAAUGCUUCCGUCAAGGUGCUCAACGAAUCUGGAGUCACCAAGUUGGAAGUGGAGUUGCGGUCACAGGCUUCUUCAUCGCAGGGUAAGUUCUAUGUCAGCAACACACAGAGCGCUACAUUGAGUGGAGUUAAGUUCUUGGUGGCUGUUCCUAAGAGUUGCAAGUUGGACUUGAAGCCUCAGAGUGGCGAUGUCAUUUACGGGUUUGCCAACAGAGGCUUCAGCCAGGAGUUUUCCAUCGAGAAUCCCAACAACAAGGCAUUGAAAGUCAAGUGGAAGAUAGAGUACACACUCAACGGACAAGGCAAAGAAGAGACCGGUGUCAGUGUGUUGAGUGACUAA
Sungouiella intermedia is the source of this 1782-nucleotide messenger RNA. Lineage: Eukaryota; Fungi; Ascomycota; Pichiomycetes; Serinales; Metschnikowiaceae. The record is from the annotation of a GenBank genome assembly.